Molecule: messenger RNA, 2065 nt
Organism: Oryzias latipes (Japanese medaka)
Lineage: Eukaryota; Metazoa; Chordata; Actinopteri; Beloniformes; Adrianichthyidae
Gene: eepd1
Product: endonuclease/exonuclease/phosphatase family domain containing 1
Biological process (GO): DNA repair
Cellular component (GO): plasma membrane
Molecular function (GO): DNA binding
Source: RefSeq, a predicted model, not a curated record
AGUGAAUCAGAGAGCGGAGGUCGGUCCGCCAACGCUGACUGAACGAGUCCAAGUGCAAAGUUUACGCCUAGGGGGUUCAUAUCCUGCUUUCACCCGCCCCCCCAGGGCGCAGAGGGGGCGACACUCCACGGCGCUGCAGCAGGUAGCAGCUUAUCACCUGUGAUCACGAAGCCGGUCCGCGGGCUUGGAUGCGCGACUGGUACCCUCGCGCGCAGCGUCAGCUUCCAGAUAGUGGCCCUCCCCGGUCUAACUGCACCACCCGUGGUCCUCCACCCCCCUGCAGCCAUGGGUGGCAGUCUGGGCUGUCAUCGCUCCAUCCCAAGGGACCCGACCGACUUCAGCGGCGGCAAGCGCAAGUUCAGCGCCGCGUGCAACUUCAGCAACAUCCUGGUAAACCAGGAGCGGCUGAACAUCAACACGGCCACGGAGGAAGAGCUCAUGACCCUGCCGGGAGUCAGUCGCGCCGUGGCGCAGAACAUCGUGGAGUACCGGGACUGCAUCGGCGGUUUUAAGAAGGUGGAGGACCUGGCUCUGGUGAGCGGAGUGGGAGCCACCAAGCUCGAGGCCAUCAAACUGGAAAUCUGCGUGUCCAGCAGGACCAGCUCGUCCCAGCACUCCCCGUCCUCGCUGCGCAAAGACCUGGAGCCGUGCACGGGCAUCAACAUCAACACCGCCACCCCCGCACAGCUCAUGAGCAUCCGAGGCAUGACGGAGAAGAUCGUGAAGAACAUCGUGGCCUACAGGACGGAGCACGGCCCAUUCAGGAGCAUCGAAGACCUGGUGCGCGUGAACCACAUCAACAGCUCGCUGCUGGACAGAAUCCGUUUCCAGGUUUUCGUGGUGCGCUCCAGGGCGCCAUCCACAAACACCAACGGGGGUCAGGCCAGGAUGCACCCCAGCCCGACCUCAUUCAGCCUCAGGAGUGAAGACCUGGAUCUGCCCCCGGGGGGUCCGACCCAGAUCCUGUCCACGAGGCCGAACGUGGAGCCGUCGCCCAGCCUGCGGGACGGGAGGCCCGUGGUGCGCGUGGCCACCUGGAGUCUGCAGGCGUGUUCGUGCGACAAGGCCAACAACCCUGGCGUGAAGGAGGUGGUGUGCAUGACCCUGCUGGAGAAUGACAUCAAGCUGUUAGCUGUGCAGGACCUGCUGGACCGUGAGGCUCUGGAAAAGUUCUGCGUGGAGUUGAACCAGGGAACGCUGGGCAGCGUGCGGCGGUGGAGGCAGCCUCGAGGCUUGUGGAAGAGCAUCGUCUCUGAAAACCCAAGCACACACGUCGAUGCGGCAGUAACCUACUCAGGUUUCCUAUGGGACAGCUCGGCAGGUAUUGACCUUAAGAAUGCCGUCAUUCUGGACUCUGGGGUUGUUAGCGGGAAUCAGCUGUACCCCCGUCUCUACCUGGCUCGCUUUUUGGUGGGUUCAAGCGAGCUGACUUUAGUAAACGUCCACCUGCAGGCUGCAGGCGAGUCAAACAGUAACCACCGUGGCGCAGAUGAAGCCAGGCGCCAGCUGCUCCCUCCCAGCAUCCAGGAAACACUGAAAGGAGGCAAGGAGCUGCUGCUGUUGGGAAACUUUGGCUGUGGUCCUCAGAGCUCUGAGCUGGAUCUUCUGCGGAAGGAGAAGUUCUGCGCCCUGGUACCAUCCACCCAGUUCACCAACAUCAGCACGCGCUCGCCACAAGGCAAUCGCUGUCUGGACAACAUCUGGCUCAGCCGCUCCCUCAAGAAGAUCUACUCGGGUCACUGCAUGGUGGUUCGGGAGGGCCUGACCAACCCCUGGAUCCCAGAUAACUGGUCGUGGGGGGGUGUGGCCUCAGACCACUGCCCCAUCGUAGCUGAGCUCUUCAUCGAGCCAUCAUUCAAGGAUCUGAGCCGGACGAGUGUGGCGGGGGUGGAGAGAGGAGACGACUUCCCAAAGCACGAGAGAUGAUGCAUCCCCCUCCCUCCAUGUUUGACGUGGAGCACAGCUACCCCACAGAUGGUUGUUUCAUAGAAACUCCUAAGUCGAUAAGCCAUAGAAGAUGCAGAACUUUUUCUAUUUGUAUAUAAAUAAAGAGAAAUUAAAUGAU